AGAUCUCCCUCUUCAAACACUCUUUUGGUUUACCAUUUUUUUGCUACAUUUUUGGUUUCAUAGAAGUAAAUGAACAAAUUUUCAAUUGUAUUUGUAUGUGGGCUGAGAAUCAAUAGGAGGCCCAUUGAUUAAUUCAUGGUACUCGAUUUGUGAUGAGUGUUUAACUAAAUGUUUACUUUGGAAAUCAUUUUCCAGUUUGGUUUGUCACAAAGUAGGUGACAUAUGGUACAAUUUUCAGGACAACGAGAAGGAGAAAAUCUCAACGAGCUUUAUGUAUAGCAUUGUUGCACUAAAGGUAUUAGCAGCUUCUGGUACUCCUUGUUUUUAAGAUACAGUGUUGAAGAAGCUCAGAAAUAUUGAUACUAGAUGUUGACUUCGCAGUAAGAGUAACACUCUGGAGUUGUUCAGUGGUGAUUCUAAAAGUUAUUCUUUAGGUGAGUGGGUGCAAGGAAAAGUGUAUUGCUGAUCGGCUUGAUACCUAUUGGGCCUUAAAUACCAGAAGGUUCUGUCUCAAUUUUGAAUAUGAUUGACAUGGCAUGGCUUAGCGCCAUAUUACUUGGAGCAGGAUGCCUUGCUUUGGGUUAUAUUAUUGGUGUACGGCAUUCUUCUGGCACUUUUCUUUCAAACAGAGCAUCUGGUGAUAUUGAAACUAUAAUUCAUGGGAAAAAGAGAAAAGGAGUCAAGCAACCUCUUGAAGUCGAAAGGCUGGCUGAGAUCCUUGAAGAUUUUAAAAUGGUUUUGGUAGUCAGGAAUGACUUGAAGAUGGGGAAAGGGAAAAUAGCUGCACAAUGCAGUCACGCAACUUUAGGUCUCUACAAAAAGCUCCAUAAUAGGGCACCAAAAUCUUUAAACAGAUGGGAGAUGUGUGGACAGGUGAAGGUGGUAGUGAAGAUUGAAAGUGAAGAUGAUAUGUUGGGUUUGCAAGAAAGGGCAAAAUCACUUAAUAUACCAACACACAUUACAAUUGAUGCUGGGAGAACCCAAAUUGCACCAAACUCGAGGACAGUGAUGGCUAUACUUGGACCGGCUGACAUGGUUGACGAUGUAACUGGUGGAUUGAAGCUUUUAUAGUCAGUCAUUUAGUUCUAAAGCUUUUAGGUUCUCUAAUGAGAAAACAUCAUUAGGGGGAAGUUGGGAAUUCAGCUACUAGCCAUGGUGUUGCAAACUUUUUUGAAUGGAUGAUAAUGAAAAAAAUUGUUGUUCCGUUUAAGUUGUAUGACAUUCUAACAAGCAAUGCAAUUUUUAUGCUGAACGUUUUCAAUUAGUUA
Molecule: messenger RNA, 1268 nt
Organism: Lycium barbarum (goji berry)
Lineage: Eukaryota; Viridiplantae; Streptophyta; Magnoliopsida; Solanales; Solanaceae
Exons: 10
Coding region: 523-1071 (182 amino acids)
Cellular component (GO): mitochondrion; cytosol
Molecular function (GO): peptidyl-tRNA hydrolase activity
Source: RefSeq, a predicted model, not a curated record